This is a messenger RNA of Phoenix dactylifera (date palm), 1508 nucleotides long. RefSeq names its product pentatricopeptide (PPR) repeat-containing protein. Gene Ontology annotation, molecular function: protein binding. NCBI's taxonomy places the organism in Eukaryota, Viridiplantae, Streptophyta, Magnoliopsida, Arecales, Arecaceae. The record is from RefSeq and is a predicted model, not a curated record.
AUGGCUAGCUUCUUACUCUCCCCGCCGGCUGCUGCCGGCCCUCGCUGCGCCCUCCGGAACGGUCACGGCGGCGGCAAGCGUACACACCGCCUCCUCUCAUCCCUCGACGCUGCCGCAGAUCCCUCCGCCGCCGACCGCCUCAUACGGAAGUUCGUCGCCGCCUCCUCCAAGUCCACCGCCCUCCACACCCUCUCUCGCCUCCUCUCCCUCUCCUCCCCCUUCUCCCUCCCGAUUUAUAGAAGAAUCAGCGAGGCCAUUUGGUUCAAAUGGAACCCCAAGCUCGCUGCCGCCAUGGCCGCCGUGCUCGUGAACCAGGGCCGCGCCGCCGAGGCUGAAAGCCUAAUCUCGGAAUCGGUCUCCAGGCUUAAUUCCGAUCUAGAAAUCUCCCUCUUCUACUGCGACCUCAUCGAGGCCUUCUCCGAGCGCGGAUUGAAGGACUUGGCUCUUGAUUUCUACUUUCGUUUGCGUGAAAUGCCGUGCUCUAGGAGGAAGCCCUACGAAUCGAUGAUUAAGGCCCUCUGCUUGAUGGGAUUGCCGGUUGAUGCCGAGGAGAAGCUAAAGGAGAUGGCUUUGCUAGGAUUCAGGCCUUCACCUUUUGAGUUCAGGCUGGUCUUGCAGAGCUACGGGAAGUUGGGGUCUUUCGCAGAGAUGAGAAGGGUUCUUGGGAUAAUGGAGGAUGCUGGAUUGGCCGUCGACACGAUUUGCACCAAUGUUGUUCUUUCUUGCUAUGGUGAUCAUGGGGAGCUCGCCGAAAUGGUUUCUUGGAUUAGGAAGAUGAAGAAAUUGGGUGUUGGUUUCUCAAUUCGGACAUUUAACGUUGUGUUGAAUUCAUGCCCAACAAUUAUUUCAAUAGUACAGGAUGCUAAGCAUUUUCCUCUUUCAAUUGCGGCUUUGGUCAAGAAGGUGGAGGAGGAUUCUCCGUCGCCGGAUGAAGCAUUGCUGGUUAGGGAGCUGGUUGGGUCAUCAGUUUUGGUUGACAUUUUGGAGUGGUCUCCUAAUGAAGGGAAGUUGGACUUGCAUGGGUUUCAUGUGUCUUCUGCGUAUGUGAUCUUAUUACAGUGGAUGGAGGAGCUGAGAAUGAGGUUCAGGGUGGAUGAAGUUGUUCCUCUGGAAAUCUCAGUUGUUUGUGGAUCGGGCAAGAAAAGUGAUAAAAUUGGGGAAUCUCCAGUGAAAAUGCUGGUUUCAGAGAUGAUGUUUCAGUUGAAUAGCUCAAUGAGGAUAGAUAGGAAGAAUGCUGGUCGAUUUGUAGCACAGGGAAAGGCAGUGCGGGACUGGUUAUGCUAGUAAUGAACUAUCUAACUCAAUCCAUUUGACAGCUUGUGCUACAGCGGCUUGUAGGUGCAUUAUCUUGCCCUAUAAAUCCUUGAUUUGCUUGUAAGCUAUGGCAAUUGAUUAUUCUGAUUCUUAAUCUUUCAUUUCGGACCAUUUGUUUCUGAAAUGAUGCCAUAUAUGGAUGAUGAACUAACAGUUCUUGUGAAAUGAUAUCGCAGUAGCAGAUUUAGAGAUCA